Messenger RNA from Homarus americanus (American lobster), 13941 nucleotides. It is a transcript of the gene zfh2, whose product is annotated as zinc finger protein 2-like. Gene Ontology annotation, cellular component: nucleus. Gene Ontology annotation, biological process: regulation of transcription by RNA polymerase II. The transcript is spliced from 3 exons. The coding region runs from base 717 to 9971 and encodes 3084 amino acids. The record is from RefSeq and is a predicted model, not a curated record. NCBI's taxonomy places the organism in Eukaryota, Metazoa, Arthropoda, Malacostraca, Decapoda, Nephropidae. Gene Ontology annotation, molecular function: RNA polymerase II cis-regulatory region sequence-specific DNA binding; zinc ion binding; DNA-binding transcription factor activity, RNA polymerase II-specific.
GCGGGGCCGCCGCCUCCAGUCCGCCGCAGAUACUCGAAGCGGCUGCAUGACAGUCCGCGCUCGGUCGUCGCUGAGGAACGUGCCGUGAACACUGUAGAGUAGACGUGGAGCGGCCAGUGUGGAGUACCGUGGGAGUAGCGCGAGCAGUGGUCGAGAGGGAGAGCAGGGCGGCAGCUGUGUGUUCAGUGCUGCCGGAGGAGCAGUGUAGUGUCGCGGGGCGCGCUUCCCCCCUUCCCCCCUGCGCCUCUCAUUUCCAUAUGGGCGCCCCCCCCGCGGGGAGGUGGCGGUGGUGGGCCAGCCCGCGCAUACUCGCCGCCACAUUUACCUACUAAUUCUCGCCGAGGCGUCAUUACGAUGUGCAGACGGUGGGUGGCGGCCGCGGAGGUCCCACGCUAGUGAUACUUGUGCAUGUGGAGUGGUGGUAGUGGCGGCUCAGUGUGGUGUUGUGGCACAUGGUGCUAGUGACGCCCGCACCACGUGUAGCCUACCCUGUGGCACGGCCGGGCAAGGGGGCCAGGCCCUCGCUACCCAUCACGACAACACGACCACCCGCAACCCUACCCAGCAGCAGCACCAAGAGGGGGGCGUGCAGCUCACGUGCCCAAGCCAGCGGCGGCACGAGCAUGUGGCACACCCAGCCCAGGGACGAUGUGGACCUCAGAUGGUGCGUGGAGGUUGAGGGCUGUGACUAGUGGAGGCGCCGUGUCCGUGCCGCCAUGCCCGGAGAGGAGCAGGGAGAACCGCCUCUGAAGGGAUGCCCCCCGGCCCCCCCACACCCUCCCGCUAACCCUCUCGACACCCCCAGCCACCCCCAGGAACACCAACAAGCCCCCCCGGAAAUGAGUCCCGAGGACGCUCCCUCUACCUCCCCCUUGGCGGGCGAGGAGGGCCCCGGGCCCCUCCCUCAACAGGGACCUAAUGCCACCUCCUCGUCGUCGUCGGCGCCGUCAGCGUCGCCGCCUGCGACGUUCAACUUGACGUGCAUGACUUGCCACACGCACUUCACGUCGGCGGAGCAGUACACGCGGCACCAUUGCGUGGCCUCGUCCGCCGCCCAGGACGCCAUUAACGAGUCGUCCAGUGACGUGGAGAAGUUCGACGGCAAGAUCGUGUACAACCCCGACGGGUCGGCCUACAUCAUUGACUCUGAGAUGAGCGACGACGAGGGUGUGGCGGGCCUGGAGCUACCGCGGCACGAGGGGUCCAUAGUGGACUCCCCGAGAAACCCGCUCUCCUCCACCGCCGCCCCCACCAUCCCCACUAUCGCCAACGCCAUAUACGUCACCAAGAACCCCGCCUUCUAUACCGCCCUAUACGGUCAAACCUUCACCUCGCUAAUCCAGGAAAACAAAGUUCCUGAAGUUCCCAUUGUUCACAACUACAGGGUCUUUACCGUUGGUGAUAAAGACAGUGAAAAUGAAUGUAAAGACAGUGAUAGCAAAAAUGAUAGUUCCAGUGAGAAAACAAAACUUCCAUUAUUAGACUACUCGCAAGUUCCAAUUAAACCUAUAUUGAUGUGUUUUGUAUGUAAGUUGUCUUUUGGAUAUGUUAGAUCUUUUAUUGCCCAUGCGAUGGGCGACCAUAGUGUAGUGCUCAUGGAUGAGGAGAGAGACCUUUUGGCGGCCAAGAACGCCUCGGCCAUCAUCCAGUGCGCGGGUCGGGAGAAGGAGCCGCGAGUGUCGUUCCUAGAGCCAGUGACGCCCCCAGGUGCCGGCAGCAGCAGCAGUAGUAACAAUAACUGCAGCAGCAGCACCCAGCACGGGGGCGCGCUGGCCACCCUGCUGCCCUCCGGGGCCCCCAGCGGCACCUCCCCCAGCCCGCAGCCGUCACCUGUAAAGGCUGCGCACAACAACGAUGCCCACCACGACCUCACCGAUGACGAACGAACCAAUGCAGUCAAACGUGAAAUGCCUGACUUUUACGAACUUGUCCGUCAGCAGCAGCAGCAGCAACUGCAGCAGCACCAACAACAGCAGCAGCAGCAUCACCACCACCAACAAAAUCAUCAUCAGCACCAACAGCGGUCUGAUCCCUUCGCUGCCCCUCAACACCCAGCCGCUGCACGGACUCCAGACCUGAGCCGCAAGUCGCCUAUCUCGGCCCUUGGUGCCAAUGGACGCGCCUCUGUGUCGCCCGUAACGUCGAUGUCGCCCACGAGCUUCUCGCCGCUGCAGUCCCCCGUGACGCAGCUGACGGGCACCGUCAUCGGCGCGUGCCCAGAGCACAUGAACGGGCGACCUCAGGGCGUCACCUGCGACAAGUGCGAUCUCAUCCUACAACAGUCGCGCCAGCUGGGCGGACAAAUGGCAUUCAUGCACUCUCGCAACUCCUGCAAGACCCUCAAGUGUCCCAAGUGCAACUGGCACUACAAGUACCAGGAGACACUGGAGAUCCACAUGAAGGAGAAGCACCCGGAGAACGAGUCCACCUGCAUCUAUUGCCUCACCAACCAGGCGCACCCGCGUCUUGCCCGAGGGGAGACCUACACCUGCGGCUACAAACCUUACCGCUGCGAGGUGUGUAACUACUCCACCACCACAAAAGGCAACCUUUCAAUCCACAUGCAGAGCGACAAACAUCUAAACAACAUGCAAGAGUUGCAGAACGGUGGUAUGCCCACCAUGGACGGCACUCUAGGCUCACAGUCGCUAACAUCACAGCAGCAGAGUCCAUCCGGCAGUAUUUACUCGGCGCCCAAGACGCCCACGCCGUCGACCACUCCGGCACCCACGCAGCAGCAACAGAAGCCCAAGCCUGUGUGGCGCUGUGACGUCUGCAACUAUGAGACCAAUGUUGCACGUAACUUGCGUAUCCACAUGACCAGCGAGAAGCACACACACAACAUGAUGGUGCUGCAGCAGAACGUGAAGCACAUGCAGCAGCUAAGUGCUCUACAGGGAGGCGGAGGCGGUGGGAGCCAGAUGGAUGCUAUGGCUCUCCUGCAGUACGCCGGUAACCCUGCUGCCGCCGCCGCCAUGAUGGCUAGCUUGGGAGUAGGAGAGAAACCACACCUUCCGGAGGCAGCUCUUGCUGACCUCGCCUACAAUCAGGCGCUGCUGAUCCAGAUGAUGUCGGGUGGCCAAAUGCCUCCUAGCCACAUGGGUCACGGCGGCCAUAUGGGUCACGGGGGUCAUGGUGGCCCCCCGGGUCACGCCAGCGAACAUCCUGGCCCACACUUUGACUUGGGCCUCAACCCCGAGUCACUGGAGCCUCCGCCGGAGCCCGUGCCACCCAACCCGCGGCACGCCUUCACCUGCUGUGUGUGCUCCGUCUUCUCCACCGACUCACUAGAGCAGCUCACCCUCCACCUGCAGCUAGACCGCUCAAAGAUCAACGAGAACGAGGUCUUACUGGUGGUCGCGGGGAAUUACAUCUGUAAGUUGUGUUCGUACAAGACCAACCUCAAAGCUAACUUCCAGCUGCACUGUAAGACUGACAAACAUCUGCAGAAGUUGCAGCACGUCAACCACAUCCUGGAGGGCGGCCCGCGGAACGAGUGGAAGCUCAAGUACCUGUCUAACACCAACCCGAUGCACGUGCGGUGUAACCUGUGUGAGUAUUACACCAACAGCGUCCACAAGCUGCAGCUGCACGCCGCCCACCAGAGGCACGAGGUACUCAACGUCCUCUUCCGCCACCUGUGUGUCGCGGAGCAGACCAUGAUGGAGGAGCGCCGCAUGUACACCUGCACCCUCUGUAGCUUCACCACGCGCGCCAAGCUACAGAUGCUCCACCACAUCCGCUCUAUGCGCCACCUGCAGAUGGAGCAACUCCACCAGAUCCAGCGACACGCUGAGGGCGGCACCCAACAGGACAUCGGCGACAUCUUCAAGGUGGAAGAAUCCGAAGAAGAAGGACGCCACACUCCGCCUGAAGAGACCAAAGAUGAGACGGGCCGCUCCCCGGACCACGUGCACGCGUGUCCCUUCUGCCACUUCACGUGCGAGUCGGAGACGACGCUGCAGCAUCACGUAGACGCUGACCAUGGCGGUGAGAAGAAGGCGGGCCUCAGGUGUCCGCUGUGCGAGGAGGCGUGUCCGGACAUGUCCGCCCUGGAGAAGCACGCCAUUAAUAUUCACUCCGUCAACUCUGACGGCCUUCAGCGCCUCUUGCUGCUGGUCAGACUUAGUGAUGCUGCUAGUAAAGGCGAUGAUGAGGAGGACCAUCACCAAAACCAGAGCGAACAGCAUCAGCGGUUGCAGGAACAGCUACAGCAGCGGUACCAGCAGAAGCCGGAAGAGAGCCAGUCAUCAGGUGGUGCAGGUAAGCGAGGUGAUGAGCGGAGCGUGGGCCGGGAGCAGGAGGAGUGUGGCGUGUGUGGGGUGGCCUGUGUCUCUAUCGAAGAUCUAGUAGCUCACCAGGCGAUUACUGGCCACACGACCAUCACGGAGACCCCGCGUGGCCCCGGCUACUUAUGCUGGAAGAAGGGCUGCAACCACUACUUCCCCACAGCCCAAGCGCUACAUAGUCACUUUCGGGAGAUCCACGGCGCGGCCCCCCGACCCUCAGUGGCUGUGUCUGAACGACACGUGUACAAGUACCGUUGUCAACAAUGCUCACUCGCGUUUAAGACUGUUGAGAAGCUGCAGUUGCAUUCCCAAUACCAUGCCAUUCGGGACGCUACUAAAUGCCUACUGUGCCAACGGAACUUCCGUUCGUUAACUGCACUGCAGAAGCACGUCAGUUUAGACCACACCAACCUGACGCCGGUGGAGCGUAACCAGUUCCAGGCGUCCACCGUCGGAACUCCGGUGGGGGCGGGGGCGGGACCAGUCCUUGACCCCAACACCACAGCCCUGCUCCGUCGGGAGUCCAACAAGGGGGACGAGGUGGAGGAGGUGGCGCGAGUGGUGGAAGAGCCGCCACUCCCGCCACAGCAGCAGGCUAUUGAGGACUACCUCAACUCGGACACGAUGGCCCUGGACAACUAUAGCGACCCGGCGAGACGCUACAAGUGUCACCGGUGCCGUGUCGGCUUCACCAGACAGAGUUACCUCACAGCUCACCAAAAGACGCUGCUCCACCGUCGUGGUGAGAAGCUCACUUAUCCCAUGGAGAAAUACCUCGACCCCAACAGACCUUAUAAAUGUGACGUCUGUAAAGAGUCAUUUACGCAGAAAAAUAUUCUGCUUGUACAUUAUAAUUCAGUCAGUCAUUUGCACAAGCUUAAAAAAGCUAUGCAGGAUAAAGAGACCAAAGGAUCCUUAAGUAAUACUCAGACCCAGUCUGAGCUGGGCAGCACUGAGGGCAGAACAACCCCCCAGGGGGACGGCCAAGCCGGCCCCCCACGGGGUAGCGGUGUAGGGAUGGGGGAGGAGGAGGAGCGGAACAAACCUUAUAGAUGUCAUGUGUGCCGCGUGGCGUACUCCCAGCAGUCAACGCUGGACAUCCACCUCCGCUCAGUGCUCCAUCAGACACGUGCCUCCCGCCUCCCAGAGUACGGGGGCCCCGCCGCCCACCAUGACCCCUUGCGCCCACUAGUCGAGCGAACACCCACACCCACCUCCACCCCGCAGCCCUCCCCAGCCCCACACCACGACGCCCACACUCCUCGCUCCCCUUCUAACUCCCAGGGCACCCCUCCUGGGGCGCACCAUCAGGGCAUUUCCUCCUCCAGUAGUAGUGGCAGCGGCGGCCAGGGAAGCUGCGGGCGCUGCGGCGGCGUGUGGAACACAGCUGAGCAAGGGGCACAGCACGCAGUGCUGUGUGGUCUUCUGCCGCCCCAUCUGGCCUUCCUUCCUCACGUCAGCUGCAGCAGCUUGAGUCCGUCAGCCGCCCUGGACGCCGCAUGGGCCUCCCUCUGCGGCGCCACCCACCUGCCCCCGACUCAGCCCCACGACCGCUCUCUCUCUCCAUCUGAAUGUUCCAUAGAAUCUCUCUCUACCUCUAGAUUCACUGUACCUUUCAGAAAGUCUUCACGCCUUCACAAGCACUUAUUAGAAAGCUUUGGCUUUGAUCUAGUUGUUCAGUAUGUUGAAAAUCAACAGACUAGUCCUUCAAAAGACCCUGAUGAAGGGACUUCUGAGGACGCUAAAGACAAAUCCAUUUCUAAUUUGCCUGAACUAAGUAAAUCCAAAUGUCCUCAAUGUUAUAAAAAAUUUUCUAGUGUAUGGGUUUUAAAAGCCCACUUAGAAGAAAUUCAUAAGUCAGGUGUACCUUUUGAUUACCUUAAGAAAUUCUCUGAUGAGUACCGUAAAGAGUACAACACUAGUCGGCACUGCUCUAGCAGCGAUCCCUCUGCUCUUACAGAUGAGGAGCGAGGCCGGGACGCGGAGGUCGUCCAGGGGGGAGAGAAGGGGACUUCAGAUGAGAGAGAGAAAGAGGCAGAGUCAGGCAGCAGGAGCGACGCCGCGGCCACGCCCACGCCCACCUCUCGUGCCACGCCUACACCAGGGAUCACGCCCACCUCCACCACCGCCUGCUCCAUCUCCCCCGCUGCUGACCACCAGGGUAUGAGUAUGCCGCCACAGAUGGCAGAAAUGGCGGCGGCACUCAAUGCUCUCACUGCAGCCCAGAUGCAGCAGAUGCAGUUCAACCCCAUGAUGAUGGCAGGGUUGGGUCUGGCGGCAGGGUUGCCACUACAACUCAACCCUCUGGCUGCCAUGAACCUACACCCACCCUUGGCGCCCAUGCUGCCUCCACACAUGUUCGACCAUAUGGCCCUCGCCAGUAUGCAGCAGCAGGGACCACCUACUUCAGGGCCUUCAGGCCUCCAAGGUGACCCAUCUGUGUUCAUCAAGCAGCAACAGCAACAGCUCCUACAGCAGCAGCAGCAACAACAACAGGCUGCUGCUGCUGCUGCCGCCGCCGCUGCUGCCCAGCAGAAAAGAGCUCGAACACGCAUCACUGAUGAACAACUCAAGAUCCUAAGAGGCCACUUCGACAUCAACAAUUCUCCCACAGAGGAACAGAUAAACGAGAUGGCUAAACAGAGUGGACUGCCUCCCAAGGUGAUCAAACAUUGGUUUCGCAACACCCUGUUCAAGGAGCGACAACGCAGCAAAGAUUCGCCGUAUAACUUUAGCAUCCCACCGUCCACCACACUCAACCUGGAGGAGUACGAGAAGACAGGUGAGGCCAAGGUGAUGCUGCUCAACCCAGAAGAGGCGCGCGAGAUCGUGGCGAUCAACAGUGCUCGGGAGGAGGAGAGAGUCGCCGAGCGGAUCCCAAAGGAGCAAGAAGAGCCAGUCCCUGACCGUGCCGCAGCCAUGUCCCCGCUCAACAAAGUUCCUAGUCUUAACCAAGACAAUAGCCGAGUACAAGAAAAGAACGGGGACGGCUUAGGUGGGUCAGUAGGUCUGAAUAACCAGCAGCAGCUCCAACACCAACAACAACAGCGGGAGCAGCAACAACAACAACAACAACAACAACAACAGCGGGAGCAGCAACAACAACCACCGCUGGAGCAGCAACAGCGGGAGCAGCUGCCAAUACAACCGUUGCUGUCACACCAUCACCAGCAACAACAGGUGAGCAGUGGACCCCAGUUGGUGUCGUCGGCGUCGUCAUCCCCUCUGGGGCUGCCGGCGACCUCGCCGUUCACCUCCCUGGCUUCGCCGCAGACGUCGCUCUCACUCACCUCACUCAUUACCUCCCAGCUUGAGACCAACCCCAUGCUGGCCCACAAGCUGCCUCACACACCACCCACAGUUCCUAGUUCUGGCCUUAUUCCUCCAAGCUCAGGUGUGAGUCCCACGCCGCCCCAUCUGUCCUUCCCAUCAACCCCACUCUCUGCCCCCCACACUCCCACCUCUUCCUGCUCCAACACAGGCAAGCGAGCCAACCGCACCCGCUUCACUGACUACCAGAUUAAGGUGCUACAAGAGUUCUUCGAGAACAACGCCUACCCCAAGGACGAUGAUCUGGAGUACUUGUCCAAGCUGCUCAACCUCUCGCCGCGUGUUAUUGUGGUGUGGUUCCAGAACGCCCGCCAGAAGGCACGGAAGGUGUACGAAAACCAGCCGCCCAUCGACCCCAACGACGAAGGCGCGGGCAGGUUCACGCGGACGCCGGGCCUCAAUUACCAAUGUAAGAAGUGCUUGCUUGUCUUCCAGCGGUACUAUGAGCUCAUCCGACACCAGAAGACUCAUUGUUUCAAGGAAGAAGACGCCAAGCGCUCAGCCCAGGCACAAGCAGCAGCAGCUCAAGCAGCAGCGCUGUACAAUGACGAGAACUCAAACCACUCCAGCAUCACCGACUCAUCACAGCAGUCAGGUGGUCUAGACACCAAGUCCACCGAGAGUUUCCAGUGUGAUAAGUGCAGUCUGGUAUUUAAUCGGUUUGAACAGUGGCGGGAACACCAAAUUGUUCACCUUAUGAAUCCAGCACUCUUUUUAAAUAAAGGUGCUGAUUCCCCCUUUACUAGCAUACAGCAGCAGCAACAGCAGUCACAGCCUCCACAGCAGCCACAACAGCCGCCCACCUCCGUCCCUCAGCCCCACCCUAGCCCCCUCUUACCCCCAGCCUCGCCUCUGAAGCGUAAAGCUGACGAGAGCGAGGAUGAGAGAGAGAGCAUGGUGGGGAGCACCGAGGCCCAGAGGGAUAAGCGGCUCCGCACCACCAUCCUUCCGGAGCAGCUCGACUACCUCUACCAGAAGUACCAGAUGGAGGCCAACCCUUCGCGGAAGAUGCUCGAGACCAUUGCUCAGGAAGUGGGUCUCAAGAAGAGGGUCGUCCAAGUUUGGUUCCAGAACACACGAGCGCGAGAAAGGAAAGGUCAGUUUAGAGCUCAUGCACAAGUGAUUAACAAAAAAUGUCCCUUCUGUCCUGCUAUCUUUAAAGUCAAGUCUGCUCUUGAGUCGCACCUUUCCACUAAGCACGCGGAUCAUUACUCUAAGGGAGAUGUGGACAUUGAUGCACUGCCUGAUGUAGAAGACUCUGGUGUUGGGAACUUCGGCCUGUCUUCAACUCCUUCUGCAACUCAAGCCUCUCAAGUGAUGCCCUCUUCUCUCUUCUCCUCAGAAGUUCCGGAAGACUCGAUAGCCAUGUACCACGAGGAGGCAAUCCGGCGGUACCUCAACGAUGUCAACUUAUCAUCAGACGGUACCCGGCGAGAAGGUGAGAGUCCACUUGAUCUCAGUAAACCCUUAGACAUUGUGCGGCCGCUGGGGUUUGACUCCUCCCUGCUGGACAGCACCAACGAUCACCUCGACGACAACUCGGACGAGGAGAGCUACCACCUGGACGUGGUGGAUCACGACGAAGGCGACACUCUCUUAAACUCAUAUGAGAGUAAUCCAACCUCGCCCGCCUCUUCAACCACCAGCAGCGCCAAGCAGGCUGGGGCCCAGCAUGGCGCUGCCAACAAGAGGUUCCGCACCCAGAUGUCGUCCAUCCAGGUGAAGAUCAUGAAAAGUGUGUUCCAGGAUUAUAAGACGCCUACGAUGGCGGAGUGUGAGUUGCUGGGGAGGGAGAUAGGGCUAGCCAAGCGUGUGGUGCAGGUGUGGUUCCAGAAUGCGCGGGCAAAGGAAAAGAAAGCCAAAUUGGCUCUGCAGAAGGUGCUCGGCACGGAGCCCGAGGCUCCCAAACCACCUGAGGAGUGCAAAGUGUGUAACUUUAAGUACAGUCAUAAGUACUCUAUUCAGGACCACUUGUUCACGCGGUCACAUAUCGAAAACAUGAAAAUGUUCCUGGAAAAAGUGAAGGAAGAGAGUGACGCGGCCGGCCUAAACUCCAGCCUGAGUUCGAUGUCUGGAGACGUCGACCGGCCGCCCUCGGCUAUGACGCCCGCGGCCGGCCUGGCCCACCAGCUGCAGAUGGCGCAGCUGAUGGCACUAGGGUCCCCACCAGCUGCUGCCGGUGCCGCCGCUGGUGAAGAAAAGAAGGGCGGCCCUGGUGGGAGCAGCAACACCGACGACCUGAGUCGCCUGCAGCUCCUGCAGCAGAUGUACCAGCAGAUGGGUCUCGGGGGGCUGCAAGGGGCGCCGCACCCACUCCUUCAGCACGCCAUGAUGGCCGGCGCCGGUGAGUAGCGGUCCCCCUCCCUCCCAUCAAUGUCCGCACCCGCUGCCCGUCCCGCCCACACACCACCCAGCGCCGCCCGCACGCUACCCCGCCCUAUCCCGCCUGCCCCGGCCACGCCUGCCAGGGGACCACUACUACUACACCUGCUCACGCUCACUGCGCCAUGAGGGUCGCCCUAGGAGGCCCGGCAGUAUUAUGUCCGGCCGGUGGAGUAGUGAGCAGCAGCAGCAGCCCCCGGGCAGGCCUGGCCGGGGCUAGCGUCAGUGUAGCUUGGCCCUGUCACGCUUUAUCCUCCCUGGCAGCGUCACGCUUGCCGGUGUGCUGCUGCUGGCCCCACCCUGUGUUCACUCUCGCUUGUCCGGACCCGAUCUGUCAACUCCUGUGUCUGUGUCAAGCCCAAGCCCAGGUCGCGGGUGGGAAUACGGACAUGCUGUACCCCACUCGUGGAGAGACAAGUCUGUUGCUUAAUGUGUUGAUGUUUAAUUGAUGGCAUUUUUGCAAAGUUACGAAAGUUCCGGAUAUCAGGCCUUACUGAGUCUGAGGCCUUAACAAGCUUCACUAGAGCUGGUUUUAUGUACUUUUUUUGUGUAAUCCUCUAGGACUGUGCGUCACGAUGGUAGAUCAUAGAGUAUAAUAAAGCCUAUUAAUGGUGAAACACUAUCAUACCUCGCAUCAAAGCAUAUGAAUUGAAUGUAACUCUAAAAUAUAAAAAAGAAAAAAAGAUUUGUCGCGCACCAGAUUAACGCUAUCCUGUAUACUGAACUUAUAGUUAAUGUUCCUACCACUUUUUAUGCUACUCACGUGAUGAAUGUUUCAGAACGCAUAAUUAUUAUUUUCACUAAUUUUAGCGAAACCCAAAACAAUCAGUAGCAAGAUUUCUAACUAAAAAAAUCGUUUACUAAUACAGUUGAUAUCACAUGACUGUAAAUUGACUACUAGCUUGUACAUUAGGUCAGCUUAUAGACAGUAUCUAGGCUUUAGCGUGCAACCUCUUCUCCUCACUUAUAGACGCAAGUAACCCUCACUUAUAAAACGACCAGUAUUCUUAGUUGCUACUUAAGGGGACUUUUUACCUUCGAGCGAAUCAUCGUUAACUACAAAAUUAACUAUGUAAGAGUACAAGGCAGAUUUCCAAACUCGAACUUCUGUUGUUGUUUUUUAUCCCCUUCAGUCGUGACCAGGAAUUCGGGUCAUUAGGGUGUUAAAAAAAAAUCUCUUUGUAUCUACCACAAGCAACAGGUUCCUGAGAUAAUGCCGAUAAUCACGAGUGAAUUCAGACAAAACUCGACCAUAGAUUCCUCAUCAGUCUUCCACAUCCAACCGACCCAACUGAAGGUAUUAAGAGCAAAACAAAAACAAAAAGUUCUCAAAAUAACCCCCCCCCCUCCCAGUAUGUGUAUAUCCGAAUAUGUCGGAUAUAUUUUCAAUCAAUAUUCAGAAUAGCCCUCCCCCCACCACAAUCUCCCAUCUAUAGCCUCUUCAUUCAUAAACUGAGAGGAAAAACGAGAUAGUUCAUUCAUUAAAACUUACUACAACAGUUGUAAGUUAUACGACCUAUAACAAGCGUUCGGUGUCCCCCCCUCAUGCAAUUGUAUGUAUAUUGUACAUUUUAAUCCAAGGAAAGUAAUGGUCGUCAGAUGUAAACUUGUGACCAGUGUUGAGUGAGGUGUAGUGUUCGUUUUGUGCCGCAGGAAUAUUGUGUAUUGUAUGGCAUGUGGGUGUCCAGGUACACACACAUACCAUAGGUUGGAAUGUAUUUUUAAAAAAAGAAUUUGAAAGGUGACGAAUGUAUCUGUAGGAGGUGGUGUUUAAAAAAUAAAUAACCUGCCAGUAAGAUAUAUCAAUCCCAGCUCAUGGGAUUAUUGAUCUUACUGGCUCUUACGAUAAGGCAGUAAGAUAACACAAAAUCAUACCCAUGGAGGGGUUACUUAUCUUACUGGCGCCUCUAUGAUAGCAACAGUAAGAUACUUGUCAACGCAGUCCAUGGGGAUAUAUAUAUAUAGAUCUUGCUGACGCUUUUCACUUGGCCUUAAAGAGCCCCCCACCACCUCCUAGCUGGAUGACGAAGCUUGUCUCGGUACAGUAAAACGAACACUACAGCCCCGCCGCUCAUUGAUGCCCCCACUCUACCUCGCACAUAUUUUGCCGAACGAACAAAGUAGCGGGCGAGCGAACCCCUUGUGCCAGUGCCAGCAACCCCCUCUUAGAGUGGCUCGUGUAUGGUAAGUUUGAGCCGUGGAGGGGGUCAGGGUAGCGAGGUUGCAGGCUUCGCUCGCCGGUCCAACAAGAUCAUGAGGUCAUAGUAGCGAUUUUGAGCCUUGUGUACCGAGAGGAGCGAGGGUACCCAGCAGUGACGUGCGGUGAACGAACAGACAGACAGAUCUUUUUUGUGUUGGUUUUCACUAGAUUGAUCAAUAAUAUCCUAGAGCUUGUGUUAAAAAGGGGGAAUAAGUUGUGUUGAUAAAUGCAGGCUCAGAAUUGCUAGUUUGAUCCCAUUUAACUGUACGUGUAAGUGUGUUUGUAUGUUUGUAUUAUUCCUGCGUCUGUCACACAGUUCCUUCCAGCAUCCAACUGGCUUUGUACCAGAGGGUCGUUACCUGUUACAGAACGACCCGCCAAUUGUUGUCCUUUAUAGACCACAAGAAUGAAUAUAUCAGUCUAGCAACACACCAGGUGACAUCUUUCACUUUUUCUCAUAAUAGGUUUACCGUAGUGUGUCCGAAACUGCUGAAAACCGUGUUGUGUGUGUGUUUUUACAGUUCACGAAUCUGGUUUGCUUUCAAGGCAGGUUUAUUGCCUCACGGGUUUUUUCUUCAUUUUUUUUUAUUCAUUUCAACAUCACUCUUUUUUGCGGUGUUCAAAGCCGAUGUGUGGAUUGUUAGGUGCUUGAGAACUACGCGGUAAGGAAUCCAUACUGACUCACAGCUUAGAGUUGGAACGUUUUUCAGCAGUUUCGGACACAGUGAAGUGAAUUCAGCAUUAGCAGUGAUUGGCCAGUUCCGGCGGGCUGUCAAUAAGGGUGAGAGUUCCGCUGGCUGCAGCUGCUCCGUACAACCCUAUGAGUAACGCUAUACCUUAUUGUAAGUCGUGGAGCUGGUCCUUCACCUCAUGACGAAUAUUUUAAUAAGACCAGUUUGUUUGUUUUUUCUUCCUUGUGUUGAGUGUAGCAACCAGUGAGCCUAUUUGUUAUGUGAGGCACUGAACAAUAUCAUAUCUCUUUGAGUUUCUGUUAUAGAAGAAAAAACACCGUGUUGGGUCGGUGAUUUUUUGCAAACUGGAGUUGACUACUAUAAUAUAUCAUGAAACGGUUCCUCGCUUUUAUUUGGAAAUUAUUUAUAUAACUGAAAUGAAUCGCAAAGUUCCUAUUUGAAUGUGAAUAUUUGAGAUACUAUUAGUACUGAUAUAAUAAUAGUAAUAAGAGAAUAAACGUACAUGUAGGGCGCUUGGAUCUCGCAGGGGUGAUGACUCUUGAUAUUGCCGCCAUGUGAGUGUUCCUUAUAUUUUUACAUUAAUAAUAAUUGUUGUAAUCAUUUUAUGGACCACAUCGGUAUGACUUUGUCCACUUUAGAAGAUGAUGGUGUUAACUAAGCUCUGGUAUUUAUAUAUGACUUCUAUUAUGUUGUAAAUAGUUAUGGUAGACUUCUCGAGUGCUACCAUUGUGUUAUGUUGUACAUUAUCAUUAUUAUAAUUAUUAUUAUUAUUAUUAUUUUUAUGACUACAAGUUAUAAGCUAAGUCUUAAAUGUGUGUUGUGCUUUACUGUACAGCCGUAUAUCUAAAACCGGUCAGAUGUCUCUUUAUGUUGUACAUUAAUUUUAUUUCCAGUGUCAUUUUACUUCUUUCUUUGUAUAUUACAUCAUAUAUAAUUUAGUUAAAGAGAAAACAGUUGUGUUUUGUUGUAUAUUACUGAGUUAGAGACGUUCUCAUUAUUUCCUGUACGUAUGUGGGAAAUUAGUGAUAAAUAAACCUCGAAAAUAAAA